Molecule: messenger RNA, 3562 nt
Organism: Sinocyclocheilus grahami
Lineage: Eukaryota; Metazoa; Chordata; Actinopteri; Cypriniformes; Cyprinidae
Product: polypeptide N-acetylgalactosaminyltransferase 4-like
Exons: 11
Coding region: 260-2002 (580 amino acids)
Biological process (GO): protein O-linked glycosylation
Cellular component (GO): Golgi apparatus
Molecular function (GO): polypeptide N-acetylgalactosaminyltransferase activity
Source: RefSeq, a predicted model, not a curated record
CAAAUCUGAAACUUCCUGGGGUGCGAUGCAGUACAUGCAAGUCCGUGACAUUUUCUUCAGCCAUGUAACUCGUCAAAGGAUAGCGCGUUUGUAAAGAGUCAAGCUACUUGUUUGAGGAGGAUGUGUGUGUGCUGACAGCGGCACGAGCGGCGAACCAGCAGAUCCUUAUAUCUGAGUAAGAGCACGCCAUGAAGAGAUCAGUAAGUUGGGAGUCUGAGGCUCUUUGACUGGUGCUGUUGUUGGUGCUGGCUGCCAGGUCAUGAAGAUUCGCUGGUCGAGGAAGGUGGCUUUACUGGCCAAGGUCUGCUUCCUCUUUUCUCUGCUGUGGCUCUUCUACCUUCUUCUAGUUCGUUCGUCCCCUCAAUCUCUUCCUGAUAAAGAUGGUCAACAUGACAUCCUGGUCCGUGACCUUCCGUCCAUUAAGGCGGAGGACUCUGACAGCCUCCUGCGGCCCGUUUAUGAGAAGCAAACGCCAGACCCCCGUGCUCCUGGAGAAUAUGGCCGAGCCACUCGAUUGACCCUCAGCCCCGAGGAGAAGAAAGAGGAGGAGGCCAGCAUUGAGCGCUAUGCCAUUAAUAUUUUCAUCAGUGACAAGAUAUCUCUCCAUCGCCAUAUUCAAGACAACAGGAUGCAUGAAUGCAAAGCUAAGAAGUACAACAUCCGUCGUCUGCCUACAACAUCAGUGGUAAUAGCAUUUUAUAAUGAGGCCUGGUCCACUUUACUCAGAACCAUCCAUAGUGUGCUGGAGAUGACACCAGCCGUCCUACUGAAAGAGGUCAUACUUGUGGAUGACUUUAGCGACAGAGGCUAUCUGAAGUCACAGCUGGCUCAGUAUGUCAGUAACCUGGAGCGUGUUCGCCUCAUUCGCACCAAAAAAAGAGAAGGUCUGGUACGGGCCCGGCUCAUUGGCGCCACCUACGCUACAGGACACGUGCUCACUUUCCUUGACUGCCACUGUGAGUGUGUGCCUGGCUGGAUUGAGCCACUGCUGGAAAGAAUUGCUGAUAAUGAGAGCACCAUCAUAUGUCCAGUGAUUGACACCAUUGACUGGAACACAUUUGAGUUCUACAUGCAGACAGCUGAGCCGAUGGUGGGCGGCUUUGACUGGAGGCUGACAUUCCAGUGGCAUGCCGUGCCUGAAAUGGAUCGCAAGAUACGCAAAUCCAGAAUUGACCCCAUUAGGUCUCCCACAAUGGCAGGGGGCCUAUUUGCCGUCAGCAAGGCCUACUUUGAGUAUCUGGGCACUUAUGACAUGGGCAUGGAGGUCUGGGGAGGAGAGAAUCUGGAACUUUCUUUCCGGGUGUGGCAGUGUGGAGGGUCUUUAGAAAUUCACCCAUGCUCCCACGUGGGUCACGUGUUCCCCAAGAAAGCGCCGUACUCCCGAUCCAACUUCCUUCAGAACACUGUCCGUGCUGCAGAGGUUUGGAUGGACUCUUACAAGCAGCACUUCUACAACCGAAACCCUCCAGCAUGCAAGGAAUCGUAUGGGGAUAUAUCUGAAAGGAUUGUGCUGCGAAAGCGGCUUCAGUGUAAGAGUUUUGAAUGGUACCUGCAGAACAUCUACCCCGGUCUGCAUGUGCCAGAGGACAGGCCUGGUUGGCACGGAGCGGUGCGUAGUGCUGGAGUUCACUCUGAAUGUCUGGACUAUAACGCCCCGGACCACAACCCCACAGGAGCUCACCUUUCCCUGUUCGGCUGCCAUGGUCAAGGUGGUAAUCAGUACUUCGAGUACACAUCUCAAAAGGAGAUUCGGUUUAACUCCAUGACAGAGCUGUGUGCUGAGGUUCAGGAUGGAAUGACACACAUAGGGAUGAAGCAUUGUCCGCAUGACGGUGCUCCCAGACCUCCUGGCAUCAUAUGGGAUUUCAGAGAUGAUGGCAGCAUAUAUCACCCUCAUUCAAACAUGUGUAUCACCUCCUACCGCACAGAAGACGGCCGUGCAGAUAUCCAGAUGAGAAGUUGCUCUCCUGGAGACAAACACCAGCGCUGGAGCUUUGAGUGACUUUAAAACCCAUGUGAACUUGGAUGUAAGUGCAAUUAUCAAAAAGAAUGUCACUUCUGACUUGGCAUUAAAAAAGGAGUGAAGAACAGGCAUAAAAAUGGGACCCAUCCAUCCAUAUAGUGCCUUUGCAAACCAAAGUGGACAUACUUGUAGUGCCAAUUCUUGCGGUUCCUUGUUAGAGACAUUCAAUGUGCUAUUCUAAGUACAAAGUGCAUAUUAGAACUAUUAAUAACGCAUUGUAGCAAAUUCAACCAUCCAGCGUGUUGGAACAGCAUUUUUGUUUACAUUGAUGCACUAUACGCUUCAAGUGAAUCAUUUUUAGACUCAGCAGUAACUAAUCUUUAGAUCUACUGCACAGCAAUUUUAUUUAAUUGUAUCAGAAGUGACUGAUUUGAGGAUGUCGUGAGUGGGUUUGUCUUGAUUGUCAUCUGUUGUUCUCUUGUUAUAUUUUUGUGUCAUUUUGAGGCUGUUUUUGUAUUACUAGGGAAUUUAGGGUCUUUUCACCUUAUUUUGUGUAAGCUGCAUGGACUAUUUUGGCACACUGGUGUUGUGGAACUGUACCAGCAUUUUAAGGGGCUGUUUACACGACAAUGUUUUCUGCCAAAAAUGGGAAACUUUUUAUGAGUUUUGACUGUUAGUUUACACGACAAUGGCGUUUUGGGGACUGAAAAUGCAUAUUUUUGAAAACAGGUUUCAAAGUGGAAGUUUUUGAAAACAGCACCGUUGUCAAUACAGCAUUUUUGUCCGUUUUCGCAGAUAUGUGUAAACGCAAAUCAAUUUGAAAACGUUGUCGUGCAUAUGUGAAACUUUUUAAAAACGCAAGGGAAAAACUUUUCCGUUUUUGACAACACUGUUGUCGUGUAAACGUACCAUAAGUCUCACUCACACUAACAGCAGUGUUCAAGUAGUUUGUUAAUAAUGUAUGUACACUUGAAUUUGAAGUAGAUUACAGAAACUGUAAUUCAGAGUUGGUAUAAAAUGUAACGCAAUUGUGGACCAAAUCUAUCAAAUCCUAAACAGGUUGUCCAAAACCAAGUUUUUCUCUACUACACAUUUGGGAAUUAUCCACUUUACCAGUUAAUUGUUUUCCUAGAAAAAUUAAUUGCUGGAAAUUUAUUGACUCACCAGAAAGUGCCUCUUCAGACAGACUUUUUAAAAAGGUGCAUUUUCCUUCACAAAUCAGAGUAUUACAAUACUUUAUCAAGAUGUUGGCCAAAGUAAAAUUCAGAAAAUUGACUAAGUGCUUUUAUCACGGGUCUUCCAGCUUUCACACAUAACUGAAUAAUGUAUCAGUAAGUUUUGGUAAAUAUCUUGAAAAUGCUAUAUCGUAAACUGUAUAUGGAUAAUACCUUUAUUUUUGCACUAAAAUGUAUUUAAAAUGGCAACAUACUUUUUUUUUAGGUCUCAUCCUUUGUAAUUUUCAGUGAAUUUAAUUUUUUAGGGACUGUGGGAAAGUGAACAUGAAAUUUGAAUUACUACUGAUAAAGCACAGUUUGUGUUGAUCAUGUGUUUUGCUGAUGGACUGUAAUGAAGUAUUUUUGGAACAUGGAAAAAUAUACA